Salvelinus namaycush (lake trout) is the source of this 4343-nucleotide messenger RNA. RefSeq names its product ring finger protein, LIM domain interacting (gene rlim). Gene Ontology annotation, cellular component: cytoplasm; nucleoplasm. Gene Ontology annotation, molecular function: ubiquitin protein ligase activity. The coding region runs from base 179 to 2284 and encodes 701 amino acids. The transcript has 4 exons. NCBI's taxonomy places the organism in Eukaryota, Metazoa, Chordata, Actinopteri, Salmoniformes, Salmonidae. Gene Ontology annotation, biological process: ubiquitin-dependent protein catabolic process; random inactivation of X chromosome; protein ubiquitination. The record is from RefSeq and is a predicted model, not a curated record.
ACAAUGAUGGGGAAAAUGGAAUCCUGAGACCGUACCCAACUAUUCAAGCGAAUUUGUGAGAAUAAAACUACCAAAGUCCAAGAUAACGAAUAACGACACAAAUACAAGACAGCAGCUGGAUCGUGGUGACUCAGCGAUAGACAGCGUUUAUCUCCAACUUCUCUCCCUUCGACACCUGAUGGAGGGCUCCGACAGUUCCGAGCCGGGCGCCAGUGACCAACCAGAGGCCCAGCGCAGGCGGCAACGGGACCGGCUAGACCGGGAGGAGGCCUUCUACCAGUUUGUCAACAACCUGAGUGAGGCAGACUACCGGCUGAUGAGAGACAACAACCUGCUGGGUACCCCAGGUGAGAUCACAGCAGAGGAGUUGUUGAGUCGGCUGCAGCAGAUUAAGGAUGGACCAGAGCAGCAGCAGCCUAGCAUCAACACCAGUGAGACUGGAGAAGCUACAGGAGAACUGGCAGAAGGUCCAGAGGACCCGUCUAACGGCGACACCCUCUUGGAUUGGCUGAACACCGUCAGGCGGACAGGCAACACCACCCGCAGUGGUCACCGAGGCAACCAGUCGUGGCGGGCGGUGAGCCGGACCAACCCAAACAGCGGAGACUUCCGGUUCAGUCUGGAGAUCAACGUUAACCGUAACCUGGCGGAGCAGCAGGCCCGCGCGGAGGGGGAGGCGCAGGAGGAGGCCGCAACAAGAGCACCUGACAAUGGGGUGGAGGUCCAGCCUGAGGCGGGGACGGAGGUACCCAUGGAGACAGGAGAGGUGCUGGAGGAGCCAGUUGUGGAGGAGCUGGCUGUCAUAGUGGAACCAGAAGCAGAGAUGGAGCCAGAGGCUGAAGUAGAAGCUGAGCCAGAACUAGAAGCAGAGAUGGUCCCAGAGUUAGUAGUAGAGGUAGUCCCACAGCCGCCCAGCCCUGUCACCACCACCCCUCCUGUCUCCAGACCAGCCAGUCCCCUGGUGCAGGCCCCUCCAGCCACCCCGGCCCCUGCCCCUCCCAGCCCUCCCCCUGAGGAGCCUCCGCGACGUGGCCAGAGACGAGCCCGCAGCCGUAGCCCCGAGCAGCGCCGGACCAGGGCUCGCACCACACGGAGCCGUUCCCCCCUCACCCUGGACCGACUGGACGGCCUCCCCCGCCAAAUGCCCACCGCAGCCACCACACACAGCCCCGCCACCCAGGCCCCCGCAGAGGGAAGCUCACGGACUCGACAGCAUGUUCUGUCCCGGCAGAGCACCGCAGAGUACGAGGCCCAGUCAGCCGGAACAGGGUUUGACACAGGUUCUGGGAACGCCCCAGAGCCCGUUACCACCCCACCCCAGGAGGGAGAGGCCGCGGGCACGGAGGGAGCAGCGGGACGACGUCCCCCCACCAUCAUGCUGGACCUGCAGGUGCGUCGUGUUCGUCCAGGUGAGUACCGCCAGAGGGACAGCAUUGCUAACAGAACCCGCUCACGCUCCCAGAACUCCAACAACACCUUCCUGUACGAGAGUGAGAGGGGGGGAUUCCGCAGGACCUUCUCCCGGUCCGAGCGUGCGGGUGUGAGGACGUACGUCAGCACCAUCAGGAUCCCCAUCAGGAGGAUCAGUGACGCAGGGUUGGGAGAGGCCACCUCCAUGGCUCUGCAGACCAUGAUACGACAGAUCAUGACCGGCUUCGGAGAGCUCAGCUACUUCAUGGACUCAGACUCUGACUCCUCGGACUCAAACCGUGGCGGUGGUAACCCCACUGGCGCUGCCGACCUGGCCGAGGCGCUCAACACUCCCGAGGGGGGAGUAGCCGGUAUGGCGGAGGGGGCGGAGCCUCCUGUCUCAGUGAGCGGGCAUAGUAUGGGAGGAGCCGGGGAGGCAAGGACAGAGGAGAGGGAGGUGGAGGACGGGAUUGGUCUGGGUCUGGCCCCAGGGAUAGGUUUAGGGGUGGGGGGCACCCCCAGGGAGGGGCGAGCUCGGCCCCGUGCCCCCAUCAGUUUGGAGGAACCAGGGUCACUACCCUUCCUCCGCCUUGCUCACUUCUUCCUCCUGAAUGAUGAGGAUGAGGAACAGCCCAGAGGACUCACCAAGGAGCAGAUCGACAACCUCUCCACCAGGAACUUUGGGGAGAGUGAUGCUCUGAAGACCUGCAGUGUGUGUAUCACAGAGUAUGCUGAGGGGAACAAGUUGAGGAAGUUGCCCUGUUCUCAUGAGUACCAUGUUCACUGUAUCGACCGCUGGCUGUCUGAGAACUCCACCUGUCCUAUCUGCCGCAGGGCCGUGCUGGUGUCUGCUAACCGGGAGAGUGUGGUCUAACCUGGAGAGCUAGAGGUCAGGGGUCAGCGGUGCUCCAGGCAGACAGCUCCAGUAUAUAACACGGUGUCAGUUCUGCAGGCAUUUCUCCUAGUCAGACCAUUUACAUUGUUCAUGUUUUUCUUCUUAAGCCAUCAGUGAGUUUUAUCCAACUGACAUGCCGGUGUUUGGACAGACUGACAGACAAGACCGAGUCUAGACUGACAGGAAGAAAGGUGAUGUCCUCAUAGACUCUGUAGGAAGAGACGUGAGAAAGAGAUGCAACUGUCCCCUGUUGGCUAACAGACCCCAACUCUCCCUUGCCUGUCUUACCCCAAAAGGGACUCCACUGUCCCCACCUCACCCUGCUCUCCACCUGAAAGAUGAACUGCAUUUAUCAAUACUCUGGAACGGCUCACAGACUGUCAGUGUGUCAAAGCUUGCUGAAUCAGUUUUUAAGUUAACACUGUGGAAUGUUGUACAGGCUUUAAUGGGGAGAACAAGAUGUGACGGACUUGGAUUCCGUUUGGAAUUCUUAGCUAUCAGUUUAUUUGGAAUCGUAUUGCGUCAUAUUCAGGACAUCGGACCAAUAGUACUGAUUGUUGAUUAUGUUGAACCGUCGUUGAGAUGGGAUGUAGGUAUCUGUUAACUGAUGCUAGUGUGUAGUCUGACUCUAGCCCAUCACCAUGAAGCAUCGAUCUGGCCUGUUUCUAUUUCUGCCCUCUGACAGUGUUUCAUCAUGACCUGGCCUGUGUACACAAAGCAUAUCACAGUAUCAGUGGGGAUCUAGGAUCAGUCCGUCAGUGGGGAUCUAGGAUCAGUCCGUCAGUGGGGAUCUAGGAUCAGUCCGUCAGUGGGGAUCUAGGAUCAGUCCGUCAGUGGGGAUCUAGGAUCAGUCCGUCAGUGGGGAUCUAGGAUCAGUCCGUCAGUGGGGAUCUAGGAUCAGUCCGUCAGUGGGGAUCUAGGAUCAGUCCGUCAGUGGGGAUCUAGGAUCAGUCCGUCAGUGGGGAUCUAGGAUCAGUCCAUUAUUGGGUAUCUAGGAUCAGUCCAUUAUUGGUAAUCUAGGAUCAGUCCAUUAUUGGGGAUCUAGGAUCAGUCCAUUAUUGGGGAUCUAGGAUCAGUCCAUUAUUGGGGAUCUAGGAUCAGUGGUGAUCUAGGAUCAGUCCAUUAUUGGGGAUCUAGGAUCAGUCCAUUAUUGGGGAUCUAGGAUCAGUCCGUCAGUGGGGAUCUAGGAUCAGUCCGUCAGUGGAGAUCUAGGAUCAGUCCAGUCCAUAUAAUCUUAUUCAUUAUGACCUAAAAGGGCCAACUGAUCCUAGAUCAUCACUCCUACUCUGGGACACUUUAUGGAUACGGGCCCUGAAUGAUAACGACGACCUCCUAGUGAUCCUAACCCUGUCACUAUGACAACCUGUUGGUUCUGCUACCAUGUGACCAGGAAGUGAACAGAGGGCUGCAUUAUGGCUCCGUCUCCACCACCCUAUCUCUAUAUAGUGCACUACCCAUAGGACUCUGGUCAGAAGUACUGCUCUAUAUAGGGAAUAGUGACAUUUGGGAUUCACAUUUAUGGGUUCCAUGUGGUGUUGCAUGAAGGAUCUGGAUUUAGACCCCUGCCAGGCCAGACCCCGGCCAGGGUUAGACCCCGGCCAGGUUAGACCCAGGCCAGGCUACUGCCUCUGUCCUGUGUUUUGGCCUAGAACUUCUACCACCAAGAGACAUCUUUAUAUCUGGAACACCAGUGCAAUAACUACAAAGUGGGAAAACUGAAGAAGUGUAAUAUUCUAAACUUGUAUAUUAUUUCUAAAAUAUUGUAGACUGAAUAUUCACAGUUAAAAUGAAGACUUGUUCCCUUUUAAAAAUGUGUUAAGCUUUUUAUUUUCUAGAGCUGGGUUCUUUCUGUACAUUCUGAUAGCACUAUUCCUUGGCGAGCGGUGGGCCUGUAGGAUGAUGUACGUUGGCUGUACACACAGACGGAGGGUUCCAUGCCAUGAUGACAUCACAUUAUUCUAUAGGUUCCAUGUGUUCUCACGGUUGCCGUCGUUACCUCCUCCCUGUAUAAAUAAAGUUUUGGGUGGUUGAAGCUCUG